AUGUGCUCCCCGAGGUGUGGGAAGGGGUGUGCAGAGGCGGGGGCUGCUGCUGCACCGCGGAUCAAAGGCGCGCAGGGGGGGCCGGAGAACAGCCGGCACUCGUUCCGGGGCGUGCGGCAGCGGCAGUGGGGGAAGUGGGUGGCGGAGAUUAAAGAGCCUCGGCACCGCAAGCGCGUGUGGCUGGGAUCGUUUGACACGGCGGAGGAGGCAGCUCGUGCGUAUGACCAUGCUGCCCGGGUGUUCCAUGGACCUCGUGCCAAGUGUAACUUGGAAAUUGUGGGUGCAUCCUCGUUACCAGCAGCCUUGGGAACAGCAGCCCCGGGAACAGCAGCUUCGGUACCAGCAGCCUCAGGAACGGCAGAGGAUACAGCGAUUGCAGCAGCAGCAGCAGCAGCAGCAGCAGCAGCAGCAGCAGCAGCAGCAGCAGCAGCAGCAGCAGCAGCAGCAGGAGCAGCAGCAGCAGCAGGAGCAGCAGCAGCGGUUGUGGGUGGUGGUCCCACUCCAUCUACCUCUGCACUUGGAGUGCAUGAGCUGCCAUUCACAGCCCAGCAAGCAGCGGCUGCAUUCCCCAGUGGCACGCCCCCCAUGCUGCUCGACACGCGCUCUCGGGAUUCACCGUACCUAUAA
Closterium sp. Yama58-4 is the source of this 627-nucleotide messenger RNA. Lineage: Eukaryota; Viridiplantae; Streptophyta; Zygnematophyceae; Desmidiales; Closteriaceae. The record is from the annotation of a GenBank genome assembly.